Arabidopsis thaliana (thale cress) is the source of this 1847-nucleotide messenger RNA. Its product is annotated as Glucose-methanol-choline (GMC) oxidoreductase family protein. The record is from RefSeq and is marked reviewed. Bases 75 to 1730 code for a protein of 551 amino acids. The transcript is spliced from 5 exons. NCBI's taxonomy places the organism in Eukaryota, Viridiplantae, Streptophyta, Magnoliopsida, Brassicales, Brassicaceae. Gene Ontology annotation, molecular function: oxidoreductase activity, acting on CH-OH group of donors; flavin adenine dinucleotide binding.
GCUUAUAAUGACUAUCAUCUCUUGUAUAACUAUUCACAUUUUUCGUAAUAUUUUAUUCGCAAUUUUAAUCUUCUAUGGCUCUUGUUAUUGCGACAAAGCUGGAGACUACAUUUAUGAAAGAUGCAACAUUGGCACCAAAGAAUGCUAGUUUCGACUACAUAAUCAUCGGAGGAGGAACCGCAGGUUGUGCAUUAGCCGCAACGCUCUCUCAAAACGCCAGCGUUUUGGUUCUUGAACGCGGCGGGUCGCCAUAUGAGAACCCCACGGCCACUGAUAUGGGCAACUCCGUCAACACACUCUUAAACAACACACCAAACUCAUGGUCGCAGCUUUUCAUCUCCGAAGACGGCGUUUACAACACGCGGCCACGUGUCCUCGGUGGAGGGUCGGUGAUAAACGGAGGAUUCUACUCGCGUGCGGGCAAUGAUUACGUGGAGGAAGCUGAGUGGGAGAUGGAAGAAGUGGAAGCUGCUUACGAGUGGGUCGAGAAGAAACUUGUGUUCGAGCCACAAGUAAUAGAAUGGCAAAAGGCGUUUAAAGAUGGGCUUCUGGAGGCUGGAGAGUCUCCGGACAACGGUUUCACGUACGAUCAUAUCUACGGCACUAAGAUCGGUGGUACAAUCUUUGACCGUGCUGGUCAUAGACAUACCGCGGCGAAUCUGUUAGAGUAUGCUAAUCCCAACCGGAUUGUUGUUUACUUGCAUGCUUCUGUUCACAAAGUCCUCUUCACCACCGAAGCGUAUGAAGUGCUAUUUGAGGAUGCAAAUGGAGUGUUCCACAAGGCAAAUCUAGCAAAUAAGGCAACGAACGAAGUGAUCUUGUCAGCUGGAGCCCUGGGUAGCCCACAACUAUUAAUGUUGAGUGGAGUAGGUCCUGCCGUCCAUCUUGAGGCUCACGGCGUGAACCCACUCGUCCUAGAUCAGCCCAUGGUUGGGCAGGGGAUGGCUGAUAAUCCCAUGAACUUUGUAGCCAUUCCUUCUCCUCAACCAGUAGAACUAUCCCUCAUACAAGCUGUUGGGAUCACAAAGUUUGAUAGUUACAUUGAAGGUCUAAGUGGCUUGAGUCUCUCUUUUGAUAUAACUCGUAGGUUUUUCGAUGGUGUUUUGAAUCUUUUAAACGAGACAAGUCAUACUACAUCUAGGAAAAUCCUGACCCAAUCCAUUGCAGUCCUUUUAAAAUCUUUUGAUGUUAAAUUGGAAGUGAGGAUGAAUGGGGGUUUGAUCUUUCAAAAAGUCGAUGGACCGGCCUCAAAAGGACAUAUGAAGCUACGGAACACGAACCCAAGGGAUAAUCCUUCAGUGACAUUCAACUACUAUCAAGAACCAGAGGAUUUGAACAAGUGUGUUAAAGGGCUUAACACCAUUAUUAGAAUGAUAAAUUCCAAAGCUUUCUCCAAGUACAAGUAUCCGGGUGUGACGGCACGUGAACUGCUCAAUCUCAUGUUGGCCCUUCCCAUCAAUUUGAGGCCAAGGCACGUGACCUCAGCGUUCAACUUGAAGCAGUUUUGCAUCGACACCGUGACGAGUGUUUGGCAUUACCAUGGAGGUUGCCAAGUUGGAAAAGUGGUUGACAAGAAUUACAAAGUCUUAGGCAUAGAUGGCUUAAGGGUCAUCGAUGGAUCCACAUUUCUCAAGUCUCCCGGGACUAAUCCUCAAGCCACGGUCAUGAUGCUUGGAAGGUACAUGGGGCAGGAAAUUAUUCGGCAAAGAGCGGCUUUCCACGAAAAGUAACAAAAAGCCUAAGGUUCUUAAUAGAGAGUAGACAAAAGUUUUCUCAUCUAUUAUUACUUGUUGUGUUAUUGUCUUCUAACAUUUUCACACAAAUGAAGAAAAGUAAACAAAUUUUAU